Molecule: messenger RNA, 2712 nt
Organism: Paramecium tetraurelia
Lineage: Eukaryota; Ciliophora; Oligohymenophorea; Peniculida; Parameciidae
Exons: 4
Biological process (GO): monoatomic ion transport; transmembrane transport
Cellular component (GO): membrane
Molecular function (GO): monoatomic ion channel activity
Source: RefSeq, a predicted model, not a curated record
AUGGAUUAGCAAGAAUCAGCAAGAUCAAUUAACAUAAGUUCAUCAAGAUAUUCUGAUAAAUUUUAACCAUAAUUAAUCCACAUGAAUUAGAAGCAAAUUUAAAAGAAUAAGGACGAUAGUUAAGAAUUUAGUCCUAUUUAUGAGAAAUCUUAUGAUGACAUUGUUCAAGAGAAGCCAUAGAGGUAAACUAGAGGAAAUUUUAAAAAAUCCUUAAAUUACCAUUCAACCUCAAUUAAUCCACUAGAAAAAGUAUAAAAUAUCAGAGGUAAUAAAAUCGUGUAGUUGAUAAAGCAAAAAAAUUUAUUAUUGAAAUUUAAAGAGAGAUUAUUUUAAUUGGGACACAUACACCCAAGGAACCCUAAUGAAAAGCUGAGUCAUUUUUUGGAAGAACAAUAUAUACAUUAAAAUCAUCACCAUACUAGGUUUAGCUAAUAAGAAUAAAAAUUUGAGCAGGGUAUAAUAGAGCAAUAUUAAAGUGUUGAGAAUGUGUAAUAAGGUAUAAAAAUACCAAUCAUAAAUCCAACAGGGAAAUUUUAUCUCUUUUGGCAAUUGUUGAGACUGAUACAAAUAAUGUUCUUGUUGUGGUGGGUUCCCUUUAAAAUAUCAUUUAAUCCCCCUAAAAUGACCUCGAUGUCUUAUAUCGAAAAUAUGUUGAUCUAUCUAUUUGCAGCAGAUUUACUUAUAAAAUUAAAUAAAGGGAUGAUUGACUAAGGUUAAAUUGUUUACGAUAGGUUCCGAAUAUUGAAGCACUAUGUUAUUUAUGAAUUAUAUGAGGAUGCAAUAUAUUUAAUAACUUUGACACUUGUAAUUGGUGGUGAUCCCAUAGCCAUAUCAUUUUUCCCUGAGGUGAUAGUUUUGAUAUAGUUCACUUUUAAUUUUAUUAAAUUAAAAAAGACUAUCAAUAGAUAUGGAGAGAUGUUUGCAAUCUAAUCUACAUUUACAGAAUUGGUUAGUCUCUCAUAAUUAAUAAUACUGAUAUUCUAUUUUGCUCAUUUCAUGGCCUGUAUUUGGUAUUAUGUAGGAAACAUUAGUUAGGAAUCAUUCUCAAAUUCUUGGAUCCAAUAAUAACACUUAGAAUAUUCACCAUUGUUUCAUAAAUAUGGAUACUCUUAUUAUUGGGCAACUGCAACUAUGGUCACAGUAGGAUAUGGAGAUGUCACUCCUCAAAAUAUAUAUGAAGUGAUUUGUGCAAUCAUCAUGAUAUUUUUUGCUAGUGUUGUCUUUGCUUUCUCAAUAAAUGCAAUUGGAGUGAUAUUCUCAAAUAUUGAUCUAUAAAAACAAUAUUACAAAAGAAAUUUAGUUUUAAUAAAUCAGUAUAUGAAUUCAAAUGAAGUUUCCUUGUAAUUAUAGAGCAGAGUUCGCAAUUAUUUGAAAUACUUUUAUGAACAAUAAGUGAAAGGUAACAAUACUGAAAUUAAUUCAAUCAUUGAAAAGUUAUCAUAUAAUCUAAAGCAAGAGCUAUUGGAAGAUGUAUAGAUAAGAGCAGUCACAUGUGUUGACUUUUUUACAAAGAACUUCUAAUCAUCAACAAUUCAGGAGAUUGCUUGUCGAAUGAACAUUUAACAAUUUACACCAAGAGAGAUUAUAUUUUAAUAAAACUCUGUGGAUGAACACUCGGUUUACAUAAUCUAAAAAGGAGAAAUCCAAUUAAUUGAUGAUAAGUCAGGCAAAAUUGUAUCCAAACUUAUUAAAGGCUAAUGUUUUGGUGAAAUAGAAUUCUUAACGACUUAGAAAAGGUAAUACAAAGCUAUAAGUACAACAUUUAGUUCAAUAUACAGAAUAACACGGGAGAUGUUUCUCGAUAUUAUUUCUGAAAAUUCAAUAGAUUUUGAAAAAUAUUGUGAAAUGAAGGAUAAGGUAAUAUUUCAAUAUGAAGAUCUACCAAUCAAAUGUUUUGGUUGUGAUGGUGAUCAUUUAUUAUCAAAUUGUCAUUAUUUAACUUACAAACCAGAUAAAGAGUUUUUAAUAAAACGAUAAUUGUAUCAUUCUAGAUAAUAAAGAUCUGAAUUUCAAAGAAAGAAAAAUAGAUAUUUGAGAAUAUUUAAAUAAAAUGAAGAACAUGAACAACCUCAAAAAUUAUCAAACAAACAAAUAGAACAUGAAUUAUCUCUCCUCUCCUAAGAAUCAAUGCAUAAACAGGAAUCUAAUUUAACAGGCAGUGAACACUAAAAUAACCUCUAUAACAAUGAAGAAGUCGCUCAUCAAAUAAAAAAGCGAAUUUCGUUAUGGAUAACUAAUCCAGAUCAACCUUUCAUAGAAUAACAAAAGUCUUUAUAGAAAACUAAUCGGCACAAUAGUGAAACGCCAACUCAUAAACCAACUAGAAAGUCGUUAUUCAGUUCAUCUCAGGAUCAGUAUUCAAAAAGGCAUAUGAGUAAUUAAUUACUUUAAGUUAAUGAAUAACAAUAAUUAAUGAGUUCUUCAAAUAAUUCGCAAACUAAAACCUAUAAAUAAUAGCAUUUCAAUUAGUUGGAGAAUUUAUAAUCAUACCAUACAUUCAAUUAUGAAUUGGAUAAAAUUGAAAGCUAUCAAAUUUACUUUCCUUAGAACAACAUUUAAAAUGUUAUUAGUACUUUUCAGAAGUAGCAAAAACUUUCAAAGUUCACAAAGAUAUCACUUGCAAGCAAUAAAUAUCGAUUCAUAUAUGUUUAAAAAGUACCCAUUUAAUCAUUGACCAAAAAAACUAUUCUCAAUGUCAACAGCUAAAUUUGA